Messenger RNA from Uloborus diversus, 2897 nucleotides. It is a transcript of the gene l(3)80Fg, whose product is annotated as dnaJ homolog subfamily C member 16-like. The record is from RefSeq and is a predicted model, not a curated record. Lineage: Eukaryota; Metazoa; Arthropoda; Arachnida; Araneae; Uloboridae. The coding region runs from base 87 to 2456 and encodes 789 amino acids. The transcript has a single exon.
UUAAACUCUCAUUCAUUAUUGAACUCCUAAAACUUUCUUGCAUUCUGCACUUUCUAUAACUCUUCCUAUGCUAAUCAACUCUUCUGAUGUGUAACUUUACAGGUUUCAUCAUGACUUACUUUUUAUUAAUCAUAUGUGCUGUGGUGCACAUUGGUUUUUCUCUUAGAGAUCCAUACAUCACUUUAAAUGUACCAAAAACUUCGUCUUUGCCCGAAAUCAAACAGGCAUACAAACGUUUGGCCAGAGAAUGGCAUCCAGAUAAAAAUAAAGGUCCGGAAGCGGAGUCAAAAUUUAUAGAAAUUAAUAAAGCUUAUGAACUGCUUUCUGAUCCUGAAAGACGACGUCUUUUUGAUCGUACAGGUGUUACCGAAGAUACUCCUAAUUUUCGACAACAUGCUGAUUACUCACGAUUUAAGCGUUUCGAUAGCGAUCCCUUUGAACACUUAUUUAGCCAAAGUGGUUUUAAUUUUCAAUUUAAAUUCAAUCAGGGAUCGUUUUACCACAAACAUACCAUUACAGCUAAAGCUUAUGAAAAUCACAUCAUUCCUAACAGUAAUUUUCAACCAUAUUUGAUUUUGUUUUAUGGGGAAAUAUGCUUUGGUUGCAUCAAUGCAGAGCCAAUUUGGAGGAAACUUGUGCAAGAAUUGGAACCUUUAGGAAUUGGAUUUGCUGCUAUUCAUGCACAGCAAGAAAGUUCUUUAACCCAUAAAAUUGGUGUAAGCUCUCUGCCAUAUUUGAUUGGUGUAAUUGAUGGAAGGCCUGUCCAUUACAAAGAUCAUCAGUUGAGUUUUAUUAAAGUAGUUGAUUUCUGUCGUCGAAUAUUGCCACCUAGAAUUGUGACAAGUUUGACUGAUUCAAAUAUUGUAGAUUUUCUUAAUGGCUGGCAUGAUAAUAGAAUCAGAGUUUUAAUAUUUAGUAGAGCAGAAUCAGUCCGUUUACGAUACUUUAUAUUGGCAUUUAGAUUUCGUAAUCGUGCAGCAAUGGGUCAUAUUGCACUAGGUAUGGCUGAUACAAAGAUGGUUACUAAAAAGUAUAACAUACAGUCAAAAAUGGAAUCUUUACUGAUUUUUAACGAAGAUAUAUCAAAACCAAUUGCAACUUUAAGUAUGACGGAAUUAUCUGUUCAAACUAUGAGUGAUGUAAUUGAGGCAAAUAAGUUCUUACUUCUGCCAAGACUGUCAUCACAAGUUUUAUUUGACCAGCUUUGUCCAGCUGAAGCUGUAAGAGCUCGUAAAUACUUGUGUGUGAUCUUGAUUACUAAAAAUAUCAAAGAUCAUGACCCUUACCGUUCUGUAAUGCGAAACUUCAUUCAAGAGAUUGAUCUGCCCAAUGAUAGAGUGAAAUUCAUGUUCAUAUAUGAAGAAAAACAGAAAGAUUUUGUUAAAGCGCUUUCAUCAGGUUUGGGGGCACCCGAGGAUCCAAUUCUCCAUGUUGUUUUGAUAUGGAGGAAAGAGCAUGAUCUUGUUAAAUAUCAAUGGUUGGAUCAUAGAUGGGACAUAACUGACAACUCCAUUAAUACUACCAAAGAUGAGUUAAAUGCAGCCAUUAAUCGGUUAAUGCAGAGCUCCGAGACUUUGCCAUAUGAUGCUAAAGUUUCUAUACUGGCCGAUGAGCAUGCCCUGAGUUUAUUCACUAGGGUAUUGAAUAGAAUGGUUUUGAUUGGCGACGUUUUGUGGGAUAACAUAACUCGCCAAGAAGUCUUGCCUGCAGUAUCAGUGAUAUUGUCAAUAGGUUUCAUAAUAUUGGUUGGCUAUAUAAUGACAUAUUUGGUUCAAUUAGAAGAACAAAACAUUCAAGAAAAAUAUCAAAGAGAGGGCAAACAAGUACCAGGGAUGCCAAACAGAAGUAAACCUGAAUAUCACUUACACAUUCAUGAGCUUCGAGGGGAAACUUACAAUGGUCUUGUUAGGCUUCUUAAACCUGGAUGUCGAACUAUAGUGUUGUUACUUGAUAGUGAAUCUAAAAUGAAGUUGUUGCCUAUUUUCUACCGAUCUGUGUACCCAUAUCGCAGAAAUAAAACCUUGAUGUUUGCUUUCCUUAUGGUGGAAAAAAAUUUAGAAUGGUAUCGCCGUUUGUUACUUCAAACUCUAGGGGAGAAUCGGGAGUUGAAUAUCAAUCCCAAAAAUUGUAUAGGUACUGUUCUUUCAUUAAAUGGACAUAGGAAGUAUUUUUGUGUAUAUCAUGCUAAGCAUGCUGAGCAAAGUUGGAAGAAGCGUGAAGGAAGAAUGAAAAAAGCCGAAAAUUCCACUGCUGGAGAAUUUAUAGGAUUUGAAGAUAGUGAAUCUGAGAAUAGUGAUAUUGAAGCAGCUAAAACAAGUAUGCAUGACAAUGAUCUGUAUGGAAAUGUAGUGUUUGAAGAACAUCUUUUAGAUGGUUUGUCAAAUUGGUUAGAUAGAUUAUUUGAAGGUUCAACACAGAGGUAUUAUAUACAAUUCUGGCCUGAUAAUAUGAAAUAAAAUAAUUUAUCUGACUUUUCACUGAAAAAUCAUCACUCAUUCGGAUCUAAGGCUUAGAAAAUAUCUAUAAAGCACGUUUUAUAUAUGUUACAAAUUUUGCUGAAUGAUAUAAUGUCGUUUUAAAAUAUUUCUAAUCAAAAUAUAUUGCCUGCUGUGACUUCAAAUCUUAUCCACUUCUUUCUACUUUGAUUACUCAUUACUUUCUAUGCAAAGAUCAUGGAUCUGUUAGAUUUAAAGAAAGUAGAAUGUAGCGAUAUUGCAUUUAAGAAGUAAUUUAAGUAGAAAAUCCAAUUUUAUCUGCUGACGCCUAUUCCAAUUUCAAACAUUAUGGAAACCAUUUUGUGUUAUCUGGUCAUAUUUCUUUUAUUUAUUUAUUUAUAAAUGAUAAAAUAACUGAUUGUUAUGUAUAUUUUAUCCCUAUGUUAAAAUUAAAAUGUUCUA